AUGAAGUUACGUAUAUUUAUAUUGUUCUUAUAUCUUCCUUUAAUAUUUAGUGAAAAAUGGAGUCGUUAUUUGAAAUUGGAUCAGAAUUAUGAAGUUUGGUGGAACGUCGAAAGAGACGAAAUAAUAUUCCAGCUGGAAGUGGCCACUAAAGGCUGGAUUGGUUUCGGAAUAUCUCUAACUGGAGAAAUGACAGGUAGCGAUGUUGUCAUAGGCUGGGUUAAGAACGGAAGUGCGCAAUUUCACGAUAGACACGCGAAAGGAAGAUUUCAGCCAGAAAUAGACAAACAACAAGACUGGGAAUAUCUAUGGUGCUGUGAAAAUGACACUCAUACAAUUAUACGUUUCAAGAGACUUCUAAACACUUGCGAUUAUCAAGACAUACGUAUAACGAACAAUACAAUAAACUUGAUAUACGCGUACAGUAAUGAAGUACCUAAUUCCGAAAAUUCAGUGAAAUAUCAUGGGCCACGGAGAAGAGGAUCUAAAAAAACUUUUCUCUUAAAUCCGAGGAUGCUAGAAAGUUUCGAAAACGAAGAGAAUAUUUAUUAUUGGGAGUUAAAAAGUCAUAAUAUCCCGGUACCUUCUAAUAAAAUUUCUGGAUAUUAUUGUAUCUUAUUCAAACGUCCUGAUCUUGAUAAGAAGCAUCAUAUCAUAGAGAUUGAUCCUAUAAUUCAACCUGGAAACGAAAAUAUUGUUUAUAAUUUAGUUUUAUAUUCUUGUCCGGGUAUUAACGAAGAAAAAAUAUCACAAUUCACAGAGAAAAAAUAUCACGAAUGCUUCACAGAAGAAAUGGAGCCUAAAUUUCCUUUCUACUUUUAG
Centruroides sculpturatus (bark scorpion) is the source of this 819-nucleotide messenger RNA. RefSeq names its product DBH-like monooxygenase protein 1 homolog. Gene Ontology annotation, molecular function: dopamine beta-monooxygenase activity; copper ion binding. The transcript is spliced from 6 exons. Bases 1 to 819 code for a protein of 272 amino acids. Gene Ontology annotation, biological process: norepinephrine biosynthetic process; dopamine catabolic process; octopamine biosynthetic process. Lineage: Eukaryota; Metazoa; Arthropoda; Arachnida; Scorpiones; Buthidae. Gene Ontology annotation, cellular component: secretory granule membrane. The record is from RefSeq and is a predicted model, not a curated record.